Anoplopoma fimbria (sablefish) is the source of this 2055-nucleotide messenger RNA. RefSeq names its product solute carrier family 2 member 9, like 1 (gene slc2a9l1). Gene Ontology annotation, molecular function: hexose transmembrane transporter activity. Gene Ontology annotation, cellular component: membrane. The record is from RefSeq and is a predicted model, not a curated record. Bases 57 to 1529 code for a protein of 490 amino acids. NCBI's taxonomy places the organism in Eukaryota, Metazoa, Chordata, Actinopteri, Perciformes, Anoplopomatidae. Gene Ontology annotation, biological process: monosaccharide transmembrane transport. The transcript is spliced from 12 exons.
CAACUUAAAAGGGUCCAUUCAGUCUGUACUUUUAGGUCCAUGCCAGGAAAGACAGAAUGGAAACUUUGCUACAACAGCUGACCCGUGGUAAUGCCCUGUUCCUCAUCAUUAUUUUGGGAAUUGGAGGAAGCUUUCAAAGUGGCUACCACAGUACUGAAUUGAGUUCUCCAUCACCGUACAUUCAGCGCUUCAUCAACAGCAGCUGGUACCACAGAUAUGAAGAGUCUCCACCUCCACAGACCAUCACGAUCAUCUGGUCCCUUAUUGUUUCCAUGUAUGCUGUCGGGGGACUCUUUGGUGCUGGCAGUGUCAAUUUGAUUACAGGCACGCUGGGAAGGAAAAAGGCGAUGAUCUGCACCAGCUCUAUUGCCAUUCUCGCAGCGGGGAUCAUGCUGACAAGUAAAGGUGCUAAAUCAUAUGAAAUGAUUAUCGUGGCAAGGAUUCUGUAUGGCUUCUCCUCAGGUUUGGGGGCCAGCUCCCAUGUAACGUACCUGGCGGAGAUUUCACCUAGAAAGAUUAGAGGGACCGUGACUCUGACCGCAGCGAUCUUUUUGUCACUUGGUAAACUGUUUGGACAGUUUUUUGGACUUAGUGAGAUCCUUGGUCGUGAGGAGCUGUGGAACAUCAUCCUCUGUGUCCCUGCAUUUUUCUCAGUAGUUCAGGUUAUAGUGUUGCCUUUUCUCCCCGAGGCCCCCAGAUACUUAUUAAUAGAGAAAGGUUAUGAUAAGGCGUGCAAAAAAGCUCUCCAGAAUUUGUGGGGCCAAGGUGACUACAAACAGGAGAUGGACGAGAUGAUGGCUGAGCAGGCUGCCAUUGAGUCAGCCCCACAAAAAAGUGCUCUGCAACUCCUCAGAGAUCGGACCGUCCGAUGGCAGCUUCUCACCAUGUCCACCGUCUACUGCUGCAACCAGCUGUCGGGCAUUCCUGCAAUCAAUAUCUUCUCUUUCGACAUCUUCCUGAAGGCAGGUGUACCAGAAGACAAGAUCCGCUAUGUUACUCUUGGUCUUGGAGUAUCUCAAAUCAUCACCUCUAUCUUCUGUGGGCUGCUGAUUGAACACAUAGGGAGGAGGCCGUUGUUCUGGGGGGGUUAUGGUUUCAUGUCUGCCAGCUUGGUGUUGGUCACUGUCACGCUCAAUGUGAAGGAUUCCAGCUUCUGGGUUCCAUACAUUUCCGUUAUUUUGAUCUUCCUCUUCAUCAUCUUCUUUUGCGGAGGCCCUGGUUUGUGUCUUACAUCAGUUUGUGAGAUCUUCAUCCAGUCCGAUCGACUGGCGGCAUUUGUACUCAUGGGGCUGCAACGCUGGUUGCUCUUUGUUGUACUGGGCCUGGUAUUUCCAUUCCUUAUUGAUGCCCUGGACUCGUACUGCUUUGUGCUGUUCACCUGUGUGUGCCUGCUGGCUUGUCUUUACACCUUCUUCCUCCUGCCCGAGACUAAAGGGAAGACCAUACUGGAGAUCUCGGAGGAGUUCAAAGCCAGCACCAUCUGUGGGAAAUCCUUCUUCGAGGAAAAGAGAGUGGAGACCAAGUUAUGAGGCAUUCCAGAUAUAGUAGACUGUUGUUUUAAACUGACAAAGGAAUGAUGAAUGGCAGUGUUUGACCAAAAUAGCAAUGUUUGAGCUGUAAGUAUUUUAAAUCAAUUGCCAAAGCAACAGCCAAUAAAUGAAGAGAAGUUUCCAUAGCACUGCAGCUAAAUUACUGAGACAAACCUGUAAACAAUAAUGAACUUUAAUAUUUUAUUCCCUGUCAUUGUCCAUAAACAGAUGUCACUACUAAUGCCGAUGUAUUUUUAUUCUGUUAUUUCUAUCAUUCUUAGUUCAGGUCAGAACUCAUUAUAUCCACGACAUUUAAGGGUGCAAGGCAGGAUUAUUUCAGAAGAAUUAGAAAAUAUGUUGUAUACAAUAACAUGUUUCAAUACAAAAAUACUUAAUUUUCUUAGCAUUCAGUAUGACUAUCUUUUGUGACACAUGCAAUGUUGACACAACAUUGUGUGGUUGAAGAAUUAAUUGUGUCCAAACAACCUUGACUGCUCUUGCAUUUUAAUUAUUAAAUGUUUAGGAC